Molecule: messenger RNA, 9225 nt
Organism: Gadus morhua (Atlantic cod)
Lineage: Eukaryota; Metazoa; Chordata; Actinopteri; Gadiformes; Gadidae
Gene: kat6b
Product: K(lysine) acetyltransferase 6B
Exons: 17
Coding region: 487-7656 (2389 amino acids)
Biological process (GO): nucleosome assembly; regulation of transcription by RNA polymerase II
Cellular component (GO): MOZ/MORF histone acetyltransferase complex; nucleosome; nucleus
Molecular function (GO): DNA binding; chromatin binding; histone H3 acetyltransferase activity
Source: RefSeq, a predicted model, not a curated record
CGGUCCGCUCCACUACACUGAAGUAGGGAUGUCUACAGUGAAGAAGAAGGGGGGAGGGUACCACUUUGUCACAGGCUGCUAUGUAGAUUAACCUUUCAAUUAGUUGUUAUCAGGUCCCUCUCUGUCUCGGCGCGGGCUUUUAGCGUUCGAUUACAAAUCAAGUGCAACAGAAUCAAAUGGAUAUGUGGCGGUGUGUUUAUCCAUCGACGUUUCAAUCAUCAUACUAAUGAAGAGGAGUAGCAGAGGGAAAACUUAAAGAGAUCUACGUCUGGAAUAACAAUCAAGCCCCAGGUGAUGUAUGGUAACCAUUGUGGAAUUUACACGAGCCGCCUCUUUGUCAAGUUCAACGUGAGAUACCUGGAAUGUCACUGUGGUGGAACCUAAGCAGCUGAUCCCGGGUUUCGAACAUGUGGAUGUAUCAAAUGUUUUGCAGCAGAAAAGGGGGAUCUUUAUGGCUCGCCUAUUGGAGAUUCUAAUCACUCAACCAUGGUGAAACUCGCGAACCCUCUGUACACGGAGUGGAUUCUGGAGGCGAUACAGAAGAUAAAGAGGCAGAAGCAGAGGCCCUCGGAGGAGAGGAUCUGCCAUGCGUUGGCCACGUCGCACGGCCUGGACAAGCGCACCGUGCUCGAGCAGUUGGAAUUAAGCGUGCAGGAUGGCUCCGUCCUCAAAGUCACCAACAAGGGGAGCGCGUCGUACAAGGACCCCGGCCCCCCCGGGCCCCCCUGCCCCACGGGGCGUGCCGCGCCCCAGCCGCCCGAAGACCCUCCGACCCCUCCACCUCCGCCGCCGCCGCCCCCGCCCCCGCCACAGCCCAAAGGAUCUAUAUGGAAUUCUAGUGACCUGCGGCACAUCGAUUGGAAUAAAGUGAUUAGGAGGGCGCUCGAGGGCUUGGAUGAUACCCACGGCUCCUCGCUGAAGAGCAUCGAGAGGUACCUGAGGAACCAGGGCGACCUGGUGCCGGUCGCCGACAACCCUGCCUUCCAGCAGCGGUUGCGGCUGGCGGCCAAGAAGUCGGUCAACAACGGGCGUUUGCUGAAGAACGGCCCACGCUACAAGCUCACCCUCGGGACCGCCGAGGCCCGGGGUCUGAGGUUCGCGGGCGGCUCUCCGUUAGCGGUGUCGCCGUCGGUGACGCUGCUGCCGCACGAGAGAGACAAGCUCCGAGUGGACCCCAUACCCAUAUGCAGCUUCUGUCUGGGGACACGGGAGUCAAACCGGGACAAGCUGCCCGAGGAGCUGCUGUCCUGCGCCGACUGUGGCAGCAGUGGGCACCCGUCAUGUCUGAAGUUCUCCCCCGAGUUAACCGUGCAUGUGAAGAGAUUACGAUGGCAGUGUAUCGAAUGCAAAGCCUGCAGCACUUGUCAAGACCAGGGGAAGAACGCUGAUGAGAUGCUGUUCUGCGAUUCGUGUGAUCGGGGCUUUCAUAUGGAAUGCUGCAACCCGCCGCUUUCAACAAUGCCAAAAGGAACCUGGAUCUGCCAACUCUGCCGGCCAAAGGAAAACGGGAAGCACUUGCUGCAGAGGAAAGCUGAUGAAAUCAAACGACGAUAUGCAAGGCCAAUCGGAAGGCCUAGAAAUAAGCUCAAACAGAGAAUGUGUGUCCCCAGUGGCGACGGCUCCAUGAUAGCACUCGGAGGAAGGGGGACGCCUGGUAGGGGUCAAAAGAUUAGCCUCUGUUCCACACCCUCAUCUGGUCAUGCUGCAUCUGCCACGGACGGCAGAGGCACACUCGCCGUCGCAGAUCCCCGUUGGGCGGGCGACGCCCCCCAAUUCACCACCUCCACCCCCACCCCUCCUCCUCUCCCCACCACCACCACCACCACCACCACCACCACCUCUCCCCCCCUCACGCCCACCUCCACCAACCCGGCCGCGCUCGCCGUAAACAAGAAAACCAAAGGGCUUAUCGACGGGCUGUCGAGAUUCUUUACCCCCUCCCCCGUCGGCCGCCGGUCCCGCCCCCUGGCGACGGGCUCGCCCCCCCGGCCGCAGAGUCCCGAGGACGAGGGCCCGCCCAGCCCCCCGAGCCCCCCCGAGCCGCAGCAGUCGAUCGCCUUCGAAGGCGACGCGGACGACGCCGCCGGUCACAUGCUCCCCCCUUCCCCCGGCGCACUUUCUCCCCCGCCCCCGACCCUGCCCGGACUUAGCCCCCCCUCCCAGGUGUCCAGCAACUCCACCCUGGCCAGCUCCCCGCAGAGCUCGUCCAGCCAGUCUAGCGUCCCGUCCCUGAGCAGCCUCUGCCAUAGCCACCAGCUUAAGGGACUCUUCGACGGACUCUCGCACAUAUUCACCACUCAGGGACAGUCGCGGAAAAAGGGACUGGCGUGCUACGCGCCGCCCAAACGCAAUCACCCUAAGCCGGAGUUGUCCGCGCGCGGCCCCAAAACGUGUCCCCAGCGCCUGGGGAUGAAGGAGUUUGGCAAGGGUAGACUACUGUCUCACUCCUCGUCCCCGGGGCCCGGGCGGCCCCGGGGCCGGCCCUUUAAGCUGGUCAGUCAUUUCAAACGCAACCCCUUCCUUAAGAAGCACAGGACACUAGGCAGGCUGAGGUAUAGGGUGAGUCCCCCGAAGGCAGCGCCCUCACCAGGGAAGGGAGACUUGACAGACGGAAGAGUUAAGCCAGAGCACGACCAUGGCUUCGAGGACCAGCGGGAGGUGAAGGCAGAGGCGCAGCCCAGCGUGGUGGCCAUGUCGCGGGAGCACGUCACGGACGAAGACGUGGAGGUGUUCACGCGCGUGCUGGACCUGUCGACGCAGAGAACGGGGUCGAUGGUGAGCUCCGACUUGCCGCGCUACCCUUCCGUCAUCGAGUUCGGGAAGUACGAGAUUCAAACCUGGUACUCCUCACCGUACCCUCCUGAGUAUUCCAGACUGCAAAAGCUUUAUCUGUGCGAGUUCUGUCUGAAGUACAUGAGAAGCAAGAACAUUCUCCUGAGACACGCGAAGAAGUGUGGCUGGUUCCACCCGCCAGCCAACGAGAUCUACAGGAAAGAUGACCUCUCGGUGUUCGAGGUGGAUGGAAAUGUCAGCAAACUCUUCUGCCAAAACCUCUGCCUGCUGGCCAAGCUUUUCCUGGACCACAAGACUCUGUACUAUGAUGUGGAGCCCUUCCUCUUCUACAUCCUCACCCAGAACGACAACAAAGGCUGUCACCUGGUGGGCUACUUCUCCAAGGAAAAGCUUUGCCAGCAGAAGUACAACGUCUCCUGCAUAAUGAUUAUGCCUCAGUACCAAAGGCAAGGAUUUGGACGGUUCCUUAUCGAUUUCAGUUACCUCCUCACCCGGCAGGAGGGGCAGGCGGGCUCCCCGGAGAAGCCGCUGUCCGAUCUGGGUCGGCUGUCCUACCUGGCGUACUGGAGGAGCGUGGUGCUGGAGUACCUCCACGCGCAGCCCUGCCGCCGCGUGAGCGUGCGGGCCAUGAGCCGCGCCACGGGGAUGUGUCCGCACGACGUCGCCGCCACCCUCCAGCAGCUCCGCAUGGUCGACCGACAGGACGGCAGGAUCGUGCUGGUCAGGAGGGAGCGUCUGAUCCAGAGGCACGUGGACAGGAUGAGGUCCCACCCCCGGCUCAACCAGGUGGACCCCGAGGCCCUGCGGUGGACGCCGGUCUCCGCCCACAACGCCGCGCUGUCGGAGGAGGAGAGGGAAGCCGAGAUGGAUGCGGAGCGACUCGGGGAGCAGUCCAGCUGCUGGGAGAAGGAGGAGCGGGAGAGCCGGGCGCUGUCCCACGGCGCCCGCCCGGCCCCGCCCACCAAGGUCCACUGCAAGGUGCCCGUCCGGACCUACGAGCGCCGGCCCCCCGCGCCCUGGAGCCGGCCCCGCCUCCGCCGCCACGGGCCCGAGUACGGCAGUGAGGACGAGGAGGAGGACGACGACGACGAAGACGAGAACGAUCGCGACGAGGACGAGGACGAAGACGAGGACGAUGAGUCCUCGGAUGGCUCGCCGCCCGUCCUGACGAAGGCUCACGCCAUGCUGGCGGCCAAGAGAAAGAGGAGCAUGGAGGUGAGGAAGAGGGGGCGGAAGAGGAGACGGAUAAACAGCAGCGUCACCACGGAAACCAUCUCGGAGACCACCGAGGUGCUGAAGGAGCCCUUCGACUACUCUGAGGACGAGCGGCCCAUGCCCCUCCUGGAGCGCACGGGCAGGGGGGGCGAGGAGGAAGAGGAAGAGGAGGAUGACGAAGAGGAAGAGGAGGAGGAGGAGGAGGAACCAAGACCCGUAAUGCCGGUGAAACGCCACAGAGGCCGGCCGAGACUUGAGAAAAAUCUGCACAAAGAAAAGCGAGAGUGCUGGAAUGAAGGCUCCGACUCGCUUUCGGCGCGCGCCAACCGGCUGCGACCGGUGAAGCGCAAGAAGGGCUGGCCCAAGGGCGUCAAGAGGGGACCCCCCAAGUGGCGGCUGAAGAACGAGCGCAAGAUGGGCUUCAAGCUCAACCUCUACACCCCGCCCGAGACGCCGCUGGAGGGCGAGCCGCACCCCCCGCCGGCCGAGGAGCCCAAGGCGGAGCAGCACCACCUCCUGCUCCUCCCCUUCGCAGAGGAGCGCUGCAGGCCCAGCAGGAGCGCCGGCAGCCCCGGCCCGGCCCCCAGGAUCCGGAGGAGGCGGCGGCGGAGGAGGUUCUCGUCCGAGCCCCAGAGUCCGGCGGACAGCGUGGCGGACAGCCUCCCCGGCAGUCCCGCCGUCGGCGCCGACGACGACGAGGGAGACGAAGACGACUGCGGCGCUUCGCACAGGACCCUCUCCUCGCGGGAGGUGUCCCCCGUGGCCUCCCCCGCAACCUCCCCCACGCCCUCCCCAGCCUGCUCUCCCGCCCGGUCGCCGGAGGCCCUGUCUUUGGGCGGCGCCGCCGCUGCCCCGUCCCCCCUCCCCGUGCCGGCUGAGGACCGCCUGCAGGACAGCGAGCGAGAGCCGGACUCCCCCGCCCCCAGAGACCUGGACCCCAGCUCCCCUGCGGAGCGGACCAGCCUCAGUAGACAUGACGACCAGGAGGAGGAGGAAGAGGAGGAAGAGGAGGAAGAGGAGGAGGAGGAGGAGGAAGAAAAAGAGGAAGUGGAGGAGGAGCACAGGACACCCGUCGAGGAUGUGGACGCAGACGACGAGGACGACUGUCACAUUUUGAGCUCGGAGAUCGUGAAGGACAGGUCGGGGAGCCCCGAGCCGUUGGCACAGGAAGUACCCGACUGCACGCCGCUGUCCGUGUCCUCGGAACCGAAAGGGGACUCGGAGGAGACGGAGACGGUUUCCCCGGCGCGGCACAACGAAGAGCUGCCGCCCGUGCCCGCUGAGGAGAGCACGCAGGACGCGACGACGAGAGAGGCGCCCGUUUCAUCAGAGGCCGACGCCGCAGAGUCCGCGGCCGCAGCGUCGCUCGCCGACGCGGCGGUGGCGUGCGCCGCCGAAGCCGCAGCGGCGGUGGAGUCGGACCGCGGCGAGGAGUCCGAGUCCGAGGGCGAGAGCAGCCCCGGGCCCAGCCCGGCGUGUCCCGACCCCCUGCCCGCCCCUGCGCCGCCGGAGACGCCCCGGCCGGGACCGGACCCGUCCGCCUGCCCCGAGUUGGACUCUGAGACGGCGCAGGCGGUCCAGUCGCUGACCCGGGAGUCGGAGCGGGAGGGCGUGUUCCAGGACUGCGUCGAGACCCGGGAGGCGUGCCGCAGCAUCCAGGCCUACGGCCGCGUGGCCCCCAGCCCCCAGCUGACGUCCCUGGACGAGUGCCCCCAGUCGGACCACAGCAGCCCCCGGUCCGCGGCGCCCUCGCACCCCAGCCAGUCGGUGCGCUCCGUCAGCAGCCCCGCCGUGUCCCUGCUGGAGAGCGGCUACACCCAGAUCAGCCCCGACCACGGCGCCGUCUCGGUGCCCUCGCUGCACAACAUGGAGACCAGCCCCAUGAUGGACGUGCCGUCGGUGUCGGACCACUCCCAGCAGGUGGUGGACAGCGGCUUCAGCGACCUGGGCAGCAUCGAGAGCACCACGGAGAACUACGACAACCCCAGCAGCUACGACUCCGCCAUGGGGGGCAGCAUCUGCGGGGCGGGCCCCUCCCAGAACAGCUGCUCCUACGGGGGCAUGCCGGCCAGCGGGCUGUCGCAGAGCAGCUGCGCCGUCAGCCAGCAAAUGGCGGCGGCGGCCGGCCAGAUGAUCCAGGCCAACGCCCUGAGCUCGCCGCAGCACUGCAACGUCAAGUCCCCGCAGGGCUGCGUGGUGGCGGUGGAGCGGCCGCCCAGCAACAGCCAGCACAGCCAGCACAGCCAGCGCGCUCAACAGCAGCAGCAGCAGCAGCAGCACGCGCAGCUGGCCCAGCAGCUAGCGCAGCAGCACGCGCACGCCCGGCACGCCGCCGCCGCCGCGCACAAUCAGCUCAGCCAACACAAUCAGCACGGCCCGCACAAUCAGCUGGGCCAGCAUCCGCAACACAAUCCCCUGCACCACCAGCAGCAGCAGCAGCACGCGCUCCAACAACAACAACAACAACACCACCACCACCACCACCUCCACCAGCAGCAGCUCGCGCACCCCCACCACCACCACCACCACCACCACAACCACCCCCACCUGCAGCAGCACGGGGAGCACGCCCAGCACAAUCAGCACGGCCUGCACGGGCAGCAGCCGCCGCCGCCGCAGCAGGGCGCGGCGCAGUGCGGCGGCGUGCCCGCCAACUUCGCCGCCCCCAUGCAGCUGACGGACGUCCCCGAGUCGGGGGCGCCCAACCUGGCCCUCUACGAGCGCAUGAACCAGCAGGGGGAGUACGCCGGCGGGCACUACGCCCAGCCGUCGGGCAACGCCAGCCUGGCGCGGCUGCAGCAGCUCACCAACACGCUGAUGGAGCACCCGCUGCCCUUCGGCCACGCGCCCUCCCACGCCAUCGGCUCCUACGGCAACGGCCCCUCGCUCGGCUCCCAGCAUGCGGGCCUGGUGUCGCUGGCGCCGCCCUCGCAGCACCGCGUGCCCGGCAGCCCCCAGGUGCAGGCCACCAUGACCCCGCCCCCCAGCCUGGGCUCGCCGGCGUCGGCGUCGGCAUCGGCCAUGCUGCUGCAGCAGCAGCAACAGCAGCAGCAGCAGCAGCGCAGCAUGGGCGGUGCCUCCUCCAUCGCGCCCUCGCAGCGCAUCCACACACAGAUGGCCUCCAAGGGCCACCUGGCCAUGCGCGCCAAGUCGGCGCCGCUGUCCCACCCCCACCACCAGCUCCACCAACACCCCCACCACCCCCACACCCAGCAGCCGCAGCAGCAGCAGCAGCAGCAGCCGCAGACGCAGCAGAUGUACGCGCGGACGCCGCAGUCGGUCACCAUGCAGGCGCCGUCGCGGGCGCUGGGCUCCUUGCCGCGCGUCAACAUGAGCGUCAACAUCAUGCCGGCGCCCGCCUACAACGUCAACGCCAUCAACAUGCCGUCGCUGAACGCCAUGAACAGCUACGGCAUCAGCCAGCCCAUGAUCAACGGCGGCUACCACGGCAACCACGCCUACAUGAACCACCAGUCGUCCCAGUACUCCAUGCAGAUGGGCAUGAUGGGGACACAGACGUACCACGCGCAGCAGCCCAUGCAGGCGCCGCCGCACGGCAACAUGGUGUUCACGCACGCCGGUCACCACGGCUACAUGAACGCCGGCAUGGCCAAGCAGACGCUCAAAGGGCCGUUCGGACGGCGGUAACACACACUGACCCCCGGGGCGGGGCGAUGGCGUCGGGACGGCGGUUUUGGGACGCUCAGACACACAGACCGGGGCCUUUUUUUAUUUUUAGUACUUUUCUGCGGGGUCGGGGGGAAGGGAAAGGGUUCGAUGUCGUCGUCGUCGUUUUAAUUUUUCCAGUUAUUUUCUUUGCUAUCACUUAAAAACCAGCAGCACUUGGAAAGAAUGCAAAAAGUCUCAUCGAAGAGUAAUCUCUUAGCGAUACGUAUACUUUUUGUUUUUUCGUUUUGUUACUUUUCUUUGUUCCUCCAGAUGGGAAGCCUUACAUUAAGAUAAACAUCUAUUUAAUUAGCGUCGGUGUCUCGGAUGUCUCUCUAAGAGCAGGUCGGGUGGAGAGGCGGAGCUCCGUCUCCCAGGUGGUGUUUGCAGUUGUGUAGCAGCCUCCAGUGAAGCCAUUUAAUGUGCCUGCUACGAGUGGAGUCGGUGUGUCUGCCUGAACCUAGUCCGUGUACCUGUAUAACAGUGCUGACAAUUAGUUUGUACUAUACUCAUGCCUUUGUAUAUUUAAAUUAUUGUACUUAUUUUGUAAAGUGACAGCUAGCAUGCUUCGGUCUCUGUUAGUGACAGUGCAUUGAGUAGUACUGUACAGUACAAGUGUUGUGCUAAAUAGCAAACCAUUUAAAUAUAUCUGGCCUUUUAUUAGGUCUCCCUUCGCGGGAGGGAGUGGGGGGGGGGGCGGGAAGAUGAAACUAUAUUUUGUUAAUGCUAAUGUAAAAAAAAAUCAAAACAAAAAAAACGAUGUAAACUUAGUCCUGUUUUCCGUUUGGUUUGAGAGGUUUUAUUGCUAUGUAUGUAUAAUUCUGAAGUCUUUUUGUAACAGAUCUCCUUAAGGCAGCUUUCUGUUUUCUAAAGCAGACGGAUUUCUGUCGAAAUAACAAAGCAUAUCUCAGUGUUUGUACCCUGAUGAUUCUAAAACAUUUCAACUUGUCAAGGGAAGUGUGGCGGGAUUAAACAAAAAAACAUCUAAAUGAUUAUACCGAUGAAUAACAAUAAAGAAGAAUAUAAAUUUAGUCCAAAUAUUUUACAUAAUGCCUUUAAAGUUACAUUUUCAUUCCAUCUGUAGAUUUGUUUUCUAUCUUUAUAAAAUGUUGGAUUUAUAUUUUACCGAAGUCUAGAAGAUUAGAGCUUGUGAAUAGAGCAAACUAAGCUAACAGAUUGCAUGUAAAACGCAACUUGUACUUGUGUUUUUGUUUCUAUUGCUCUUUUGUAGCCUUUGUACCUGUACAGAGUUGCUGGUUGGUUAACGGGGAAAUACCUGGCUAUGUGCACAGUAAAUGGACAGAAUGACAUUCUUGUAUUUAUGACUUUUUCUCCUUUGUCAGUCACUCAAAUGCUGUACAUUUUAGCAUAAGAAUAAAUUAUAAUUGACCAUGAAUAUGAUGCCACUGCAGUUGAUUGAACACCCCAAAGUGGUUGAAGGAAUGUUGAGUUCUGUACUUGGGCAAGGCAUUUUGAAUAUUAUUUUUUUUUAAUUUCCUUUUUGGCAAUAGAUAAAAUAUUUUGGAGUAAUAAAGGCAAGCUUCAUGUCAA